Symbiodinium necroappetens is the source of this 201-nucleotide messenger RNA. Lineage: Eukaryota; Dinophyceae; Suessiales; Symbiodiniaceae. The record is from the annotation of a GenBank genome assembly.
AUGUUGACCCCAGGCUUUGAGGUGGUGGCAGCACCGCCGCUCGGGUCAGUCGUGCUAUACGAUUCCUUCUGUGAGCAUCGUGGCAUCGAGCAUCAUGGCAACAAAGAUCGGUAUGCCGUGUACUACGAGUUCGAGACUCGUGGGGUCUUCAGCGGCUAUACCGCCGCACACUUCGGCCCGGAGUCCGAGGCGCACAUGCGU